This is a messenger RNA of Patiria miniata (bat star), 1277 nucleotides long. RefSeq lists its product as uncharacterized. NCBI's taxonomy places the organism in Eukaryota, Metazoa, Echinodermata, Asteroidea, Valvatida, Asterinidae. The annotation marks the transcript as partial. The record is from RefSeq and is a predicted model, not a curated record. The transcript has a single exon.
CAUGGCCACCAUGAGUACCGCAGCCCCAGCAAUGGGUCUCCUACCCACCGUCCCGCCAAGCGCCUUGACUCAUCCCCCAUCAAGGAACGCAAGCCCAGCGACUCGGCCCACAGUCAAGCCGGUCGCCCCUUGCCCAAGAUCGCGGAGCCGGUACAGCAGAACGAGUACGCCGAGCUAACACCGAUCUCAGCCCGUAAGCGGUAUAACGAAUCCCAAAUGUCGGUGACGUCCCCUGAGUCUGGCUUUGGAGAAGAUGACGUUCUCAUCAAACCCUUGAAUGACUCCUACCCACCCCUCCAGUCCUCUAAUAACUGCAACUGUGGUCGCAAGAUGUCCCACGUCGAGGUCUGAUGCUGGUAUCGAUUAGUCUGGUGUCGAAGAGUGUGGUAUGAUCAAAACUUUACUCGUUAAGUUCCCUGAUCGUAAGGUCCAAGAAGACCAGAACAAAACCAUUGGUUGCUGACAAAAAUACUUGAAGGACCAGUCCCUUACUCGUGGUCAGUUUGUGCAUCUGAAAAACUUGUGGACACUUUCUUCCAAGACCAUUUUGCAUAUAGUUUUGUGAUGUGAAUACUGUACAAUGAAUUUCCACCGGGAUGUGGAAAUGAGUAACAAAAUGGUGCACAUGUAUAAAAAAAAUUGCAAAAACAACUGCAAAAUUGUGAAUCAGCAACCGAUAUCAUGGUCAAAGUGGACUCGGCAUCCGGGAGCUGAGGUCAAAGGUUAUGGUGAAAAUGUCAAAGGUCAAAGGCAAAAGGGCUUGAACAAAAAAGUAAAAGGCUUUUGGUUCGGUCGGUAAAAAUCCCUGUAGCACUGUAACGUUGGAAUGAACUUUAGCCGUGACUUUCUUUUCUUUUGACAAAAAAAUCUCUAUCAAACCAAAUUGCUCAUCUGGAAGGAAUCAGUCAAACGUAAAAGUCGUUGUGUAAAGAUAAAUUGGUGAUGAUAAGAUUGUAACACAAUCGAGUAGCCAAGGUAUGUCUGGGCAGACGGCGAACAGCAUUUUUACAAGUUAAAUGAACUGAAAAUAUUGUAAAAGCUACCCCCAAAAAUUGCGUUUUCCGAGAAUUGACAGUCCGCUGCAGAGAAAGUUUAGUUUUAAAGAGCGUUCGUGUCAUGAAGGUGUGACACGAUCCCCAUCAUGGUUCGAUUGAGAUCAGUACUCAGUAGCGUAAUAACUGGGGUUUUACUUGAAGGGAAACGUGGGGAGGGCUCAUUUUCUGUAGGGGAACACAAUGUUUUUGGUCAAAGUUUAAGACACUCUGACGGUUGGUGCA